AUGUGCCAUGAACAUUUACACAUCAGCAGUGAGAGUUUGCGACUGACACCUGAUCCAUGUUCCUUUCAUGCAGCCAAAGUAAAUGUUCCCAUCACGAUGGAAAACCUUGGAUGGAUUCGACAAUAUCCGUAUUAUCAUGAGAAAAAUUUGAACAACACUGACGAAGUGGAUGCUGUCAUUGAUGAACUGAAGUAUUAUAAGGAAAAUGGAGGGUCUGCUAUGGUGGACAAUACAGUAACAGGUUUAGAACCCAAUGUGCCCUUGCUAAAGAAGCUGUCUGAAGAAACAGGAGUUCAUAUCAUCUCUGGUACAGGCUUCUACGUUGAUGCAACACAUUCAGAUGAAACUCGAGAGAGCAGCGUGGAACAGCUGGCAUCCAAAAUGCAAGAUGAUAUCCUUAUUGGCGUAGAUGGAUCUGGUGUGAAAUGUGGAGUCAUUGGAGAGUUGGGAUGCAGUUGGCCUCUUACAGAGAGUGAAAAAAAGGUUUUACAAGCUGCAGCCAUUGUUCAGAAGAACACUGGUUGUCCAAUUAUUAUCCAUCCAGGAAGAAGUCCAGCUGCACCUGAAGAAAUCUUAAGAAUCAUACAAGAAUCUGGUGCCAAAGCAGAUCAGAUUGUAAUUUCCCAUCUGGACCGAACUCUAUUAGACAAGGAAUCCCUUUUAGAAUUUGCUGCUUUGGGUUCCUAUUGCGAAUUUGAUUUGUUUGGGAUUGAAACAUCGCAUUAUCAGCAUCAUGAAAAGAUUGAUAUGCCAAGUGAUGCACAAAGAAUUGAAAGGAUAAAAUGGCUUCUGGACGAUGGUCACCAGGACAGAGUGACAGUGGCCCACGACCUGCACACGAAACAUCGGCUGAUGAAAUAUGGAGGUCAUGGCUUCUCGCAUAUUCUUCAGACAAUUGUGCCAAUGAUGAAGACAAGAAAUGUGAGCCAAGAAGACAUUGAAAAAAUCCUUAUCCACAAUCCAAGAACUUGGUUGACAUUUAAAUAA
Molecule: messenger RNA, 987 nt
Organism: Acanthosepion pharaonis
Lineage: Eukaryota; Metazoa; Mollusca; Cephalopoda; Sepiida; Sepiidae
Source: the annotation of a GenBank genome assembly